Molecule: messenger RNA, 3675 nt
Organism: Baudoinia panamericana UAMH 10762
Lineage: Eukaryota; Fungi; Ascomycota; Dothideomycetes; Mycosphaerellales; Teratosphaeriaceae
Exons: 3
Coding region: 1-3675 (1224 amino acids)
Biological process (GO): protein autophosphorylation; phosphorelay signal transduction system
Molecular function (GO): phosphorelay sensor kinase activity; histidine phosphotransfer kinase activity; protein binding
Source: RefSeq, a predicted model, not a curated record
AUGGCUGCCUCCGUCGAGUUGCCCUUAGGGAACUCUGUGUCGGACUCUGCAAAAUAUCGAAGCGCCAGUCUACAGGAUCGUGAGGUGCAUCGCUACUAUCAACCAUGGCUGUCCGCCCACGGCAGCUCGCAGAGCCUUGCCAACCAUAUCACCACUCCAGCGGCUAAGCUUGACCAUGUUAAUGCCGGCAACAAGCCCCGUGCUUCGCGCGACAAGGCACUAACAGCUUUCGCGCAGCUGGCAGCCAUCCGUUUAGAUGUGAAGCGGGGCAUGGUAAGCUUGUUAGACAAUGAGAGCCAGUAUAUACUGGCCGAGGCGACGUAUUCAACGAGCGUGCGUGACAUCGACGACCUGUGGCUUGGUAGUACCAUACUGGCGAAGAAGGACGGCAUCUGCGAGUGGUGCAUGAACUCGACUUACACUACAAGUGAUGAGCCUGGACAGCCGACGCUGACGACGUCUGGAAUGGUUGUCAAUGACUGCCGAGAGGACGACAGAUUUCGGGACCGCCCUAAUGUGACAUCGGAGCCCGGAGUGCGGUUUUUCGCAGGGGUUCCCAUUGUGUCACGUUCUGGCGUCGUUAUCGGGGUAUACGCUGCAUCCGACGAGUCACCAAGGAACGGUCUUUCAGCGGACGAGUUGCGUUUCAUGCACGAGACGGCCCAGGCUGUUAUGGAGCAUUUAGAGUGGGCGAGAGAUCGCGUCGAUCGCUUUAGGGGUGAACGUAUGGUCCAUGGCAUGGCAUCAUUUCUUGAAGGUUGCUCGUCAUUGCAUAGCGGAUUUGAUAGUCGCGAAAGCCAGGAAGAGGGUCCCCAAUCCGCCACGCCUGCAUCGGAUCGUCAUUCUGCACAGGAGGCACGGAGUGUCGAUAAUGCAUCGCGCAACAAGCGCCUUGAUUCUGCGAGUGGGUCCAGAAGCCCGCGCUCAAAACGUAGGCGACCAGCGGCCUCGCCACGAACUCGCUCAGCCAGAAUUGACAACAUGGCGAACAUGUACGCACGAGCUGCUGAGAUCUUGCGCGAGUCGACAAUAGCAGAUGGAGUUGCCAUCUUCGGCGCCUCCGCUGGCAGCUCAUCCCUUGAGCCCUUCGCAAGUGCCACUAGUCUCUCCGGUCCGCCAUCUCCGUCGCCUGGCAACGAGUCAAGCCCGGAUCCCAAUACUUCGGAUUCGGAUGGUAGCCCACAAGGGCGUCCUUGCAGAAUACUAGCGUAUUCCUUGGCAAAUCAGAGAGCCAAAGCAGACAUUGAACAAGGCAGCGCUCUCACCCUACGAACGUUGGAAAAGUAUUUUCAACUCCAUCCACGUGGACGUGUCUUCUACUUUACGGAAACAGGCUCAGGCAUCUCGUCGGAUGAGGAAGGUAGCACAAGUGAACAGGACGUGAGUCGUGGUCGCAUUAACCGCCGUAAAAAGACUAGAAUGGACCAUAAGGAACUCCUGAAAAAGAUCCCUGGUGCUCAAAGCGUUGCAUUUCUCCCACUCUACGACUUUGCCGAGGAGCGACUUCUGGCGGGUUGCUUUCUUUGGACGUCAGAAACUGGCAGGAUGAUGGACUUGGGCAGUGACUUGACCUACCUGAGAGCGUUCGGGAACAGUAUCAUGAGCGAAGUGGCGCGGCUGAAUGUUUCGAGGAAUGAAGCCGCUAAAACGACGUUUAUCGCUUCAAUGAGCCAUGAGUUGCGGUCACCGCUGCAUGGUAUUCUAGGCGCUGCAGAGUUUCUGGCGGAUACCGCUACUGACUCCUUCCAGGCGGGCUUGAUCACGAGCAUUGCGACAUGCGGAAAGACUCUGCUCGACACCCUUAAUCACGUUCUCGACUACAGCAAAAUCAACAAGCUAGGUCGGACACAGAUGCGGCGAAACGCUCGGCAGAACAAGCUCGUCAAUCUGACGUCCGACUCGUCGCUCGAAAGCAUCAAUAUGACUGCAGAGGUCGACCUAGCUGUGCUGGUCGAGGAGGUCGUAGAGGCCGUGACUGCUGGCCACGCUUUCAAAAAUCUCCAAGGCUCAGGGAUGACGGCCAGCAUUGGCUCUGGCACAGCCAUUGGCAUUGCGAAUGAUACCCCGGAAGCCGAUGAGAAGGGUCCAGUCUCCGUUCUGCUUGACAUAAGUCCCAGACAAUCAUGGAUUGUGCGGGCGCAACCCGGCGCAUUGAGAAGAAUUAUCAUGAACUUAAUGGGCAACGGGAUGAAAUAUACUUCGUCCGGCUUCGUAGCCGUCUCACUGCGAGCGAAGGACAUCCCUGGAAGUUCCAAAGUAGAGGCACUUAUCAGGGUCGUUGACUCAGGCAAGGGCAUGUCGGAAGAAUUUCAGCGCAACAAGCUGUUCGUACCCUUCAGUCAGGAAGACAGCUUCCAGCCUGGCACUGGCCUCGGCCUCAGCAUCGUUAAACAAAUUACAGAUUCUCUGGGAGGCUCGAUCGACGUGAAAAGCGACCAGGAUGUCGGAACCGAGAUCCAAGUACAUCUCAGCCUUACGGCUUCCGAACCGGCUUCUCGCGUCGGGCUGCCCAAGGACGACUCGAUGUCUGAUCUUAUACGCCAAACGGCAGGUAUGCGGCUGGUCAUGCUGGACCCAUGCACGGGCGACGGUCCGAAGAAGGACGUGACCCAGCCUUUCGUACGCUUGGAGCAAUCGAUCGCUGAGGUGUGCAGUGUAUGGCUGCGUAUGAAGGUCAGCGAGGCUGACACAAUGCAUGCUGGUGAUGCAGACCUCUACUUGUACAGCGAACCACCUCCGGUCGAACAACUUCUGGAACAUCAGAAGGCUGGCAGGUUGCGCUCAAGUAAAGGUAACGAGAUCCCCAUCAUCAUCAUCUGCAUGAACGCAGAUACUGCCAUUGAAGUCAACAAGCACCAAAGUAAAGCCUUGGAGGAGCUGGGCAGUAUCGUUGAAGUUGUGGCGCAGCCAUGUGGACCAAGGAAGCUGGCGAAGGUCCUUCGCUUGCUAUUGAGAAGGGUAGAAGAACUGAGAUCCAACGAGAAUGAUGGCCGCCAGCCGGAAACGAAUGGCGCCGACUCCACGCAUCAGGAUCAAUCGCAGGAAAAGUGUGGGAGCGCCGACGCAGAUAUGGACGAGCAGCUAGCACAUAUGGGGCCGCUGAACUCGCGACUUCUUUCGCACGAAGACGAUGCGCAGCGGAAGUCUCCGGCGUCUGCUCCAGACGCACCACUGUCCGCAGCCGUGACGUUUCCAUCACCACCACCGUUACAUCCCGGUACGCCAUCCUUGAACGAGGGACCGCAGAUUGGCGACUCUGAAGUCAAACAAAGCCUUAACGUGCUAGUCGUCGACGACAACCGAAUCAAUAUUCAGCUUCUCACUAUGUUCAUGAAGAAACACAGCUUCGCAUACCAGGAAGCCGAGAACGGACAGGAGGCAGUGGACCGUUACAAGGAGUCAUGCCUGCCUGGUUCGCAGACCAACAGUCGGCCCCCACGAAGAUUCGAUUAUGUCUUGAUGGAUUUGUCCAUGCCGGUCAUGGAUGGACUCGAAGCUACGCGACAGAUACGGGCUUUCGAGAAGGAAAACAGGCUAGAGGGUUCAGGGAUAAUUGCGCUGACGGGCCUGGCAACCGACGAAGCGCAAAGAAGAGCACAGACCGCGGGCGUCGACGUGUUCCUGCCCAAGCCCGUCAAGUUUGCCGAUCUCAAAAAGCUUCUGGCGCAAAAGUAG